GCCAUAUCACGGGCCACCUUUCGCCGGAUUAGAGCGUCUCUGGCACAAACGAAUUUCGAAAAAUUUGAUCGAGAUGCUUUUCAUGACCUUCUACUCUCUGAAGUAACGUUAUCCUGGUCCAACAAGCUCCGAACCACUGCCGGAUUGACGAGGAUGCGGAAGACCACCCGCCAGGGCUCCCCAACAAAAUACACGGCUGUGAUCGAGUUGAGUACUAAGGUUAUCGACAAUCCUUUUCGCUUAAGCUCGACAUUAAUGCACGAAAUGUGUCACGCUGCGGCAUGGGUCGUCGACCACGUGGCCAAACCGCCCCACGGUAAAUGCUUCAAAAAGUGGGCGAAGCACGCCAUGUCCUCGUUUCCGGACAUUAUGGUGACCACGACACACGACUACGAAAUCCAGUACAAGUACGCAUGGGCCUGUACCACCCCCAAAUGUGGAGUCAUCAUACGUAGACACAGUCGGAGCGUGGAUCCCUUUAAGCAAGUAUGCGGUCGCUGCAAAGGCGCUUUGAUGGAAAUUGAAGUGCCUGAUGAACUACCAUCUGCUUACAAUAUUUUUGUCAAGGAAAAGUCGCAGAGAGUGCGACAA
Messenger RNA from Phaeodactylum tricornutum CCAP 1055/1, 591 nucleotides. RefSeq lists its product with no specific name. Lineage: Eukaryota; Bacillariophyta; Bacillariophyceae; Surirellales; Neidiaceae. The transcript has 2 exons. The annotation marks the transcript as partial. The record is from RefSeq and is a predicted model, not a curated record. Gene Ontology annotation, cellular component: nucleus.